This is a messenger RNA of Osmia lignaria (orchard mason bee), 9875 nucleotides long. Its product is annotated as vasoactive intestinal polypeptide receptor 2. Lineage: Eukaryota; Metazoa; Arthropoda; Insecta; Hymenoptera; Megachilidae. Gene Ontology annotation, biological process: cell surface receptor signaling pathway; adenylate cyclase-modulating G protein-coupled receptor signaling pathway. Gene Ontology annotation, molecular function: G protein-coupled peptide receptor activity; peptide hormone binding. The record is from RefSeq and is a predicted model, not a curated record. Gene Ontology annotation, cellular component: plasma membrane.
GAUAGCCAGAUUAUGCGUGCCUUUAUCAAUUCAAUUAGACAGACUAAUCAAUGAUGAUGUCUAACAUUCUUCUGUCUAAGCCUGGGUGCCAUCGAUCAAGUAACAACAGUAAAAUUAUGAUGAUAAGUUACUUAUGUCACUAUUACCCUUCUUCCACCAUUGCAAUGCCCCAGUGCAGGGGUGUGCAAUUGUUUUAGCUCCAGGACCACUUUGUGGAAGUGGAUGUUAGCGAAGGACCACACCUUUUAAAAUGAUUGCAUUCAUUAACUUUGCAUUCCAGAAAGGUAUAAAUUGUACCAUAAAAUCAAUAAAUAUGAAUUAAAUAAAAUAGUGGCAAUUUUAUUGGAAAUCUCGGUUCAAGGCGGAUUUUUCUGUCUUGGGAGGCCCCACGUGGCCAUCCCUGCCCCAGUGCUAUUACCAACGUUUAAAUAAUAGCAGAAAUGGAACAGCAGCAGAGUCAUUGUUCCUGAGUAAGAGCUGGAUAAGAAGGAAAGAAACAAUGAUGUCUUUUGAUAGCAGACAGCAUGGCACCAACCCUACACCCAUAAAGGAAUAAAUAUCUGCAAUUAGCUGAUUCAAUGCGCAGAAGAUAACAAUGGCGUUAACAAGAACAACAUCAGAAUAUUCUUUUCUCUAAACGAUAACGAAAUUACCGUACUGAUAAAUGGAUAAUUGUCUGCUCGUCCGAGCAGCGUUGAUAAUACGAAAGUUGUAGAAUUCCGUGUCCGAUAAACGAUACGCCACGACCGCCGAGGGAAUUAUCGAACGUCCAAGCGAAAGUUUCAGUUACCCUCUCGCGAACUUUAUCCGAUGCGACGAGAAUUGCUCGUGUCAGCCUGGGAAGCAUCUCUCUCGGCUGUUAGGAACAUUUUUCUCGUCCCCGUGGCGUCGCGAAUAAAAAUCCAUCGACGCCUGAACGCGUGCACGUCUCGUUCGUUUGAUCUUCCAUUUAACGCCAGCGAGCAGAACGCAGCUGGUUCCACUUCGUGUAUCGGCAAUUUUUCUUCCGACAUGUGACUCGCACGAGAACGUCGUUAGUUUGCAUGCUGUAAACUCUACAGCAGGGGUGAGCAAUCUUUUUUUACAACAGGCCAGUUAUUAUUGAAAUUGAAAAAUGUUGUGCGGGUCGCAUGUGAGGAACAUGUGUGAUGGAAUUUGCACUUGUGUGAUCAUUAGCACUUAAAAAUAUGAACAUUUCAAGGUCCCAUAACUUUUGAACCCGUUGCCAAUGGCACUCAAAAAUUGCACUAUAAAACGAUAAUACAAACGCUGAAUGAUGAACUGAAUUUUUGGAAAUGAUGGCACCAGUGCCUAUCUAUGAUGUCGACGUCAUUUCCAAAAAUUAAGUUAACAUGCCUAGGGUAAAAUAAGGCUGUGGGACACUAGGAAUUUUGAAAAGUAAAAAUGUAAAAUCUUUGAAGGACUCCAUGAGAAAGUUUCUUCCGACAUGUGACUCGCACGAGAACGUCGUUAGUUUGCAUGCUGUAAACUCUACAGCAGGGAUGAGCAAUCUUUUUUUACAACAGGCCAGUUAUUAUUGAAAUUGAAAAAUGUUGUGCGGGUCGCAUGUGAGGAACAUGUGUGAUGGAAUUUGCACUUGUGUGAUCAUUAGCACUUAAAAAUAUGAACAUUUCAAAGUCCCAUAACUUUUGAACCCGUUGCCAAUGGCACUCAAAAAUUGCACUAUAAAACGAUAAUACAAACGCUGAAUGAUGAACUGAAUUUUUGGAAAUGAUGGCACCAGUGCCUAUCUAUGAUGUCGACGUCAUUUCCAAAAAUUAAGUUAACAUGCCUAGGGUAAAAUAAGGCUGUGGGACACUAGGAAUUUUGAAAAGUAAAAAUGUAAAAUCUUUGAAGGACUCCAUGAGAAAGUGUGCUUUAUGUAUAUGUUAUAUUAAGUGUACAAAUUAAUUCGGUGCCUUUUCUUCUUUUUAAUUAAUAUUGUAACUAUAAUUAUUGAAUUUAUUGUUAUCGGUAUCAUAUUCUCGCGCCAUUUUUCAAAUUCGCAAAAGCGCGGGAAAAUAUUCGAAUUUAAAAUAGUAACUGAGAAAGUGUAAUAAUCAAUUUCCAAGUAGAGAUAAGGGUUUCAAACGGUUUCUAUCUCUUUGCUUCCUUUUUUAAUACGAUUGCCAAGUCAUCCCUCAAUAUUUGAAAGGGCUCGACCUUUCGUGUUGUGAUUCGAUCGAGGUGGAGAUAAAUCGUGGCCGAAACGUGCAGAGUCCAUUAUCACCGUUAUCACUAGCCCGCGGUAAUAUCGUUAUCAUCAAUCACCAAAUACUUGCACGUGCUCCACCACUCUUAUGUUUCGAGUGGUUCGUCGAACGCUUCAAAGAUAAUUCUUUCAGUGGUCGCUUUCAACCCUUCAUCUUUCUCUCUCUGAUAAUACCCUCCCUUCGUUUCAUUAAUUCACCUGCUGUAUGGAAUUUUCCCUAUCAAAUGAUAGAAUGUAAAGCUGUUCCAGAGGGAAAGAGAGAACCGAACGUAAAUUUUGUUUAUUCGCACUCAGGUUAAUUGAAAAUUUUCUUUGGAAUGAACAGUGGAAUUUUUGUUAUCUAACAGAGUUCUUAAUUAAAAAUGGAAAGGAUACAGGAUCCAAUGAACAAAUUGGCAAUCGCUUUGAUCACCAGAGGCCAGAAACUUUGGUAAAAGGAAAUUUGCACCACAAACAUUUCUCUGUUGAGAGCAACAUCUAUUCAAAGGAACAAGAGCAGAGUUCCUGUAAAACCUCCACCCUUCCCAUACUCGUUAGGAAACAUCAGAGCCCCAUCCAUUUGCCAUCGAUCGAACUUGGAGGCAGCUUUAUUGCACAGCCGGGACGUCGUCGCUAUUUUUCAUCCCGCGGCCAGAAUCGGCGGAAAAGCAACAGUUGGCGGAUCGCCGGAGGAAGGAAGAUAGCAGCAGCGAGCGAGACGACGGUAGAAGUGGAUGCGAUCGGGGGGAAAAGGAUGCAAUGUGAAAAGAGAGAGAGUUGGAAAUCGGACAUGCGUAAGAUCCGACGAUAUAGAGUACCGGGACAAGGCAGUCGCGCUUAAACGGCGCCCGGUGUCGGACGUGCCAACGCGUUCGCGACAGAUCAUCGAUCUCUGUAGAUCCGUAGGAAGCAUUGUUCGUUCCGUAGAUCCCUUUAGAACACGUUGAAACAGGAGUCUCUAUUCAUUCCUAGUGUCCUCCGGGUCUAACCGAAGAGUAUAAGAACUGUUUGAUUGGAUGCCCUGUUUGAACUACCACAAAGUGCUGCCUGUAAGGACCCUGCUCUGAAUUCAAAGAAGAAAGUUGUACGCCAAAUCACAGACUCCUUAGAGUUUGGCAAGGAACUGAAGAGGCUGCACCUUCUUCAAGAAGAGAAUCUUCAGAAGACUGCAAGUGGCUUAUUGAACAUCCUUGUUGACACUGGGUCAGCUAAUAUCUGGAUAAAGAAGUUCCUUCAAGAACAGUUAACUCUCGUCUAAAAUAGUUUCAGCAAAGAAUUAUCGAGUAAACUUAAUGUCAAAAAGACUGCCAGCGAGGUAACUGAAGAGGAUUCGAUAGAAAAACAAAUAAAGGACUAUAAAUGGCUGUUUAAACGUUUCUGCGAGCAUAAAGGUAUCAGGUUUCUCUAGUCUGUUCAACAGUUAUUGAGUAUAUCAGUUGGACUCGUUGAGCAAAUGGUUCAAUGGGCGGUGGAAAUUUGUCAAGAAGGUAAACGACGGUGGAACGCUGGAUUAUCCCGGUUCGCUAAAAGCUAGGCGAGCUGACGGAGAGCCGAGCGCGGCCCGCGUCACGCGGACAAUCCAAUCCGAUUAACGCUGUUUGCUUUCGCAGCAUCGAAGCAACGUCGAUUGAGCCGGAAAAGCAGAAAAGCCUUCAGGUGACGUCACGGGCUCUGAUCGCAACGAUAGCCGACACUUGAUCCAUCAAGAUAACAAAACUUCUGAACGAUUAGAGGAGCCUUGCGUUCCUCAAAGAAAGAAACAAACAGAUUGGCGAGGUGUUUCUGUUCGCGAACGAGAUCAAAAUCAAAACAGACUGCUCGAGAUCGAGCAAGGUUGUUGAAAAGAUUAUUUGUUUAUUUAUUUAUCUCCAAGACUGUUUUGUAUACACUUAAGCUAAUAAUAUUGAUUGAACUGCGUAUUUUGUUAUUGAUAGGUGUGUGUGUGAUUGUAAAGUGUUCAUUGUGUCAGCUAAAAACUCGGAGUAAACCGCAGAGCACAAAAGAUAAUUGAAGGAAACAUUGAGCUGGAAUAGUUGAAUCCUUCAGGGAGCUAAGGUUUUAAAAAGUACUUUCAACUGCAAUUAGCUGCAAUUUAAAUUCUUCAAAGCGAAGGGCACUAAGGAAUACUUUGAGCCACAAAUUGGAUCCUUUAAAGGAGCAUAGGAGAGUUGAAAAAAAAAAUACUUUAACCAGUAAAUUGGAUUUUUUAAUGUCAACCAUAUUGAAGGCACUCAGGGAUUCUUCAUCAACUGUUUCAAAGCAAAAGAAUACUUAAAACUGCAAAUUGGAUUCCCUGAUGCAGCUACCAAAUACUGGAGGUUUGGAAAAGAUAUUUUGAAUGAAACUUCCUUGAAUUGCACUUUGCAGAUAUUUGAAUGAACUACUUAAAGAGCAAGGGUGGCCAAAGUAAAUUGGAUUUUUGAAAGUCAACCAUAUUAAAGGCACUCAGGGAUUCUUCAUCAACUGUUUCAAAGCAAAAGAAUACUUAAAGCUGCAAAUUGGAUUCCCUGAUGCAGCUACCAAAUACUGGAGGUUUGGAAAAGAUAUUUUGAAUGAAACUUCCUUGAAUUGCACUUUGCAGAUAUUUGAAUGAACCACUUAAAGAGCAAGGGUGGCCAAAGUAAAUUGGAUUUUUGAAAGUCAACCAUAUUAAAGGCACUCAGGGAUUCUUCAUCAACUGUUUCAAAGCAAAAGAAUACUCAAAGCUGCAAAUUGGAUUCUCUAAUGCAGCUACCAAAUACUGGAGGUUAGGAAAAGAUAUUUUGAAUGAAACUUCCUUGAAUUGCACUUUGCAGAUAUUUGAAUGAACUACUUAAAGAGCAAGGGUGGCCAAAGUAAAUUGGAUUUUUGAAAGUCAACCAUAUUAAAGGCACUCAGGGAUUCUUCAUCAACUGUUUCAAAGCAAAAGAAUACUCAAAGCUGCAAAUUGGAUUCUCUAAUGCAGCUACCAAAUACUGGAGGUUAGGAAAAGAUAUUUUGAAUCAAACUCCCUUGAAUUGCACUUUGCAGAUAUUUGAAUUAACCACUUAAAGAGCAAGGGUGGGGUAGUUUCUUUUGAAAUAGUGCAUCGACAACAACCGGUGGACUGUGUUGUUAAAAUUGAAGCAAGUUUACGAGCAAGCGGAAAUAGCGACGAUCAGAGGUGGAGAAACGACAGAGAGCCUCGCGUUCCUCUUCUUUGUGACCGAUACGCUUGCGAGCGCGUGUAAACAGGUGUCACCGAGCGUUCCGUCGUCGCUUUUACGGACUUUUGAAGAAGCAUUACCGAACGAGCGCUGAACGACUUCACACUCGUUGCCAAGAGAUUUUUACUGUCCAUGGGAACUGCAAGCUGCAUGGGAGAUUUUCUGGAACCUCUCUAAACGACCAUUACCAUUAAUGGAUGCGGACGGUUAAUUUCCAUAUAAAGGUCGCCGGUCACAGCUCGCUAAUCCAAUCAAUUCUUCAAUGGAAAUCCUAUCCCAGAUUUUAAUCCCUUAUCUCACAUACCACAGCAUCCAAAGCAAAUAUCCAGUGUUGGGCACACCAGAAACUCCCUCUGAUAACAAAACAAUUCACCUACACUCCACCCACAUCUCUCCACUGAAAUAAACUAACAAGAAUCUACCGACAAGUUCUUCCAACAUUUUCUUACUUCAGAAGGGAAUUAAAAGGACGAAGGAGUGUUUAUCCCCACGGUUGCCCUAUAAAUUGAGGUGAAUUAAAAAGGGAAAGGAUCUCGUGUUUGGAGAAAAUUUCAAACGUUAACACGGAACAGAGAAUUUUUUCAAAGGUGGAUCGACAAAGUGACAAAAUGGACUUAUACAAGGAUUUCGAUAUCACCAAUUUAACCAACCAGGAUAUCCAGAAACGGAUUCUGAAAAUAAAAGCAGAUCAGUGCCACAAAGGAAACAUUUCAAUGCCGGGAUGGUGUCCAGAGAUAUGGGAUGAAAUAUUGUGCUGGCCAUCGACUGCGCCUGGAGAUCUGGCUAUUUUAUCAUGUCCAUCGUACGUUGCUGGAUUCGAAUUCCAGGCCAACGCGUCCAAACAGUGCAUGCCUGAUGGCCAGUGGUUUUGGAACAACGGGACCAACAGCCUCUGGAGCAAUUACAGCCAGUGUUAUCGAAAUCCAUUAGUAACUCUGGUGAUGAAGCUGCCCGGUGGUCAAGAGAACAACGAUACCCUUAUCAAGAAAUUUGUCCCAAUAGUGAAGACCAUUUCCAAAGUUGGCUACACGGUUUCCUUUUUCACCCUGGUGGUCGCCUUUUUCAUUCUGGCAGUGAUCAAGAAAUUGAGGUGUCCUCGUAACAUGCUGCACAUGCACCUUUUCGCCUCGUUCAUGCUGAGGGCGUUCAUGGCACUGCUGAAGGACAUCCUGUUCGUUUCCGGGAUCGCUCUCGCCUCGGACCUGAUGAUCAUAAACGGGGAAACCUACUGGCUGGUCGCCGAGGAAAGCACGUGGAUGUGCAAAGUGUUCAUCAGCUUCUGGCAGUAUUUCAUCCUGGCCAACUACUUCUGGAUAUUAAUGGAGGGGCUGUAUUUGCACAACUUGGUGUUCUUUGCACUCUUCACCGAUGUGAACUCAAGCAUCAUUGGCUAUGUGUGCCUUGGAUGGGGUCUGCCAGCUAUGUUCGUGUCCUGCUGGAUCGUCGCAAGAGUAAUGCUCGACAACAGUUAUUGUUGGACCACCCACGAGUAUCCUUACCUCUUUCUUUUGAUUCGAGUGCCUACCACGUUGUCCAUCCUGAUCAACUUCGUGCUCUUUGUGAACAUAGUCAGAGUCCUUCUACUGAAGCUGAAAUCCACGGUUUCCGAGGAAACACAGAGAUACAAGAGAUGGGCAAAAAGUACCUUGGUGUUGGUGCCACUCUUCGGCGUCCAUUACACACUGUUCCUGGGGAUGUCGUACAGUAUCGGUAUGAACGAGACUGUGGAAGUUGUGUGGCUGUUCUGCGACCAAUUAUUCGCAUCUUUCCAGGGCUUUUUCGUAGCUGUGCUGUACUGUUUCCUGAACGGGGAAGUGCGAACCGAGGUGUCCAGGGCGAUCAGAAGCCAAAGAUUACCCCGCGUCCGCGGCAGGUGGAUCUCCAGACGGUUCGCCCACUCGGGAAGUACUUAUAGCUGUAACGGUUCGAAACUUGGCAAACGUUCGAAGCAACCGCGUUGGUGGAAAGACCCGUGGCUCUGUUUCCUUCACGACAGGACCGCUCGGCGAUCAACUCACUCGAUGGCGAGUACACAAGAUAUUGGUACGCGAGGAGGUAGUCUAGCGAGCAGCAGGGGUUAUCUGGAGAUCGCCGGGAACGCGCAGGGUGCACAUCCGGGAAAUGAAAGUCAACAACGAGCGAAUCACACGUCACCUUUGUACAGCAAAUACACAGAUCAAUCGUUACUAUCCUUUUGCUCCAACGUUUCAGAGGCAACACCGUGUACAGGUUCGAACGUGGAGAGGUUCGUACGAGACCAGCAUCGUUGGAGCGACUCAGAGUGCUGUCACCUUGCCUACGAGUUGCACAAUUUGCAUCAUGGCCCCCCAUGAAAUUACCCCCGUCGCAGGGGCAAAAUGAUUAACAAGAGUUUUUGAUGGAAACACCUACCACUUGGUUACCCAAUUCAUUGAAAAUAGUGCAGAGACUAUGAAAUUUCAGGAAAAGGAUGUUUCAAUUAUAGCACUGCUCAAAAGUUUCAUUGAUCAAUAUGAAUGUGGGUUAAUUACCUGAUUAAUUUAUCUAAUUGAUCUAAACUUAGAUCACGUAUCUACUGAAUCUGAAUUUAAAUGAAUCACCUGACUGUGUGAUUUAAAUUUAUGUUAAUUACACGACUACUUAAUCUACAGUAAGAUGGAUUACCUGGCUAGUUUAAUUCAUCUAAAUUCAAAUGAAUCGCCUGACUAUCAGAUCAAUCUAAAAUCAGAUGAAUUACCUGACUACUUAAUUAGUUAUUGAUCAGGUACAAUACGCAUUCGUGAAAGGGCAGAACUCGUGUUACUCGUGACCAUCAGUUCAUUAUCCUCCGUCGUUGAAUACUAAUUAACAGAGAGCAUGAAUAAUACCAUGAACCAGGGGUGGGCAAUUGUUUUAGCUCGGGGGCCACUUUGGGGAGACGGAGGUUAGCGGAGGGCCACACUUUUUAAAAUAAUUUCAUUCAUUAGUUAACUUUGCAUUUUAGAAGGGUAUAAAUUCUACCAUAAAAAUCAAUAAAUAUGAAUUAACCCAUUAUCCACCAAUGUCCCAUUUUUGGGACACAUUUUCAAAUUUUUUUUUAUUUAGAAGUUGCAGUUAUUAAAAGAAAAAAAUUUGAAAAUGUAUCCCAAAAAUGGGACAUUGGCGGAUAAUGGGUUAAAUAAAAUAGUGGCAGUUUUAUUGGAAAUCUCGGUUCAAUGCGGAUUUUUCUGUCUUGGCGGGGCACAAAAAAACCCUUAGCGCACCGCUAUUUGCCCACCCUUGCCAAUAGCAUAAACGGUUCUUCUUUUAUACCAAAACAAUUGCAAUCGUGUUUGCAAUUAAGAAUCCUGUCAGCGUGUCAUCCGUUUAUUUUUCUACUCAAUUUCUCGAAUCCUGAAACAUUGUACUGGAACCCGCUAAUCCGGAUGUUCAUUAAUUAAUCCAUCCAGAUUAACUGGUUCCAUUCGCGUUUUUAUAUUUCUAAAAAAAAAAAACUAUGUACCUCAAAAGGAUCUCGUUUUUAUGACGUCCUUUAUUGCCCUCACUAAUUAGUCCUAAAAUAGUAACAUAACUUUUUGUAUGUACGUAAAUAUCAACAUGGCGUCGUAUGAUGUAUUAAGUAUUUAUUUGGUGUAAUAUAUUAUCCUUUAUCAUACGUCUGUCACUAACGCCUAGUUACUAUUCUAGGAUUAAAAUUUCUCUGGCAUUUUAAUUUUUCGAGAAAAGGGCAGUUAGGGAAUCCGAUGAUCUAGUUACCUGAUGGUCCGAAUUACAAUACCAUAAUCGAGCCGAGAACUCGUUAAAUCGUAGUUAAUUUAUAUAUAUAGAUAUUUUUUUCUCGCAAGAAAAUUAGCGUUAAUCCCGUUAAUCCGAAUCGCAUCCAAUUAGUUUGGAUUAACGGGGUCGCGUUGCGCAUCGUUUAUCUCUUUGUACGAGAAUAAUUGCAUUAUCGAUCGCGUCGUACGUGUCGCGUUUAUGCUGUAAAUUUCAAGCAAAUGUAUGUUUCUAUAUACGUGUGGCGUGAAUGAGAUGGCUCGAGGGUGAAAGAAAUAUUCUGUCGAGGUGGAUGUCCACUCGAGUUUGAAACUCGCGCCAGAAGCUCUCGACAGUCACUCGACAGUAUUCAGCUUACUCUCGAGUGGACACCCACCCUUAGGCUUCCUUUUUAUCGAGAGGGAGUGUUGCCUUAAUUGAUCCCUAACCUAGGGGUGGUAGGAUCUGUCUAUAUAGUCGCUUCCAAGAUUAAAGACAAACAGUGGAUAACCCCUCCUCCCAAUUAUUCUUAACCCAAAGAAGCUUACUUUGCAUCCGAGUGCAUUUUAUAGCAGUCGACGUGUUAAUAAUAAUAAUUUAAAUAAUAAGUAUCAGUGAUCGCGUGGAAUGUUCUUGCGUGGAUUCGUCGUCAAUUAAAUACAUAACUGUCGCAUAACAAAAAUGAUAAUGUAACGUACAAACGACACGUGUAUUAUUUAUUAUAGGAAAUUAGAAAGAAAAUGACGGUCGCAUGUGUUUGAUGUGAAACUUGAAAUAAAAAAAAAAAA